Molecule: messenger RNA, 1515 nt
Organism: Arachis duranensis
Lineage: Eukaryota; Viridiplantae; Streptophyta; Magnoliopsida; Fabales; Fabaceae
Exons: 4
Coding region: 1-1515 (504 amino acids)
Source: RefSeq, a predicted model, not a curated record
AUGGCUACUGAGGAGAGUUUCGUAGUGUUGGUUCACCCAAGAGGAUCCAUUAAGAGGAAAACUCGUUCCGGUGUGAAGUUUACUGAUAAGGAUCCUCUAUGUAUGAUCGUCAGGCCUACGACGAGGUAUGAGGACCUUGUUAGCUCUGUACUGCUGAAACUUGGUCUCGAAGGUGUGAAACAGGUUAAGAAGUUUUUCUACCGCAUUCCAAUCACGGUGUUCCAAGAAACCGUUAAGUAUGAUUGUUUCACGAUCGGGAGUGAUGAGGACUUACAGGUCAUGUUCCAUUGUCGCCGGCAGUUUCCAGAGGUGAGGACACCAGAACUGUUGGCAAAAUUAGUUGACGUGGUAUCCAGUUCGGGGGGUUCGAACCGGAAUACCACCACUUUAGCCACGGUAGCCGGUUCUAGCUCCAGACCUGCCGUUGCUUCUUCCUCCGUCCCUGCGUACGAGCCACCCGUCCAACCUGUUGCCUCCCCUUCGUUCGCUGUUGAUCUCAACGGCAGUUGUGCUGCACCGGCUGGGGUUGGAGAUGAAUUUUUGGAUGAUCCAGAGGACGAUGAUGUCGAGUCGGAUAUGAUUGCUGAUGACAGUGGCGAUGAUGUCGGAGCAAGUGAGCCUGCUGGGGCGGGCGGUGGUUCUAGCUCUGGCACACAGCAGUACCCUCCAUAUUUUUUCUCUUUGGACUUGGAUGCCAUGAGGCAGGAGGUGGUUCCUGGGCAGCCGGCUGGAUUUGGCGCUAGAGAUAGUGAAGGGUCUGCAGGUCUGACAGAGUUUCAGGUUGGUCAGCAAUUUCAGGAUAAAGAUGAGGCCCUGUUAAGUGUGAAGACUUACGGCAUCCGUCGAGGGAUACAGUACAAGGUCGUGGAGUCUGACUAUCGCCGGGAUGAUGCAUCCGUCAGCAUCAAGGUGCUCCUAAAUGCCACCGCCGCACACUUUGGGUUUAGGCCGACGUACAGGAGGGUCUGGUUGGCCAAGCAGAAGGCUGUUGCCCUCAUCUAUGGUGACUGGAAUGAGUUGUACAACGAGCUCCCAAUGUGGGUGUUAGGAGUCCAGUUGACGAUGCUUGGUACUGUUGGAGUCCUUAGGACGAGUCCUGUUCGUGUAGGUGCACAGCUAGACGAGUCUCAAGCUUAUUUUCAUAGACUAUUCUGGACGUUUCCACCGUGUAUUGAGGACGGGAACUCCAACAUACUCCCUGUGGCAUUCGCAUUAGUCGAGGGUGAGAAUGCUGAGUCGUGGGCCUUCUUUUUCUCCCACCUGCGUGAGCAUGUGACACCGCAGCCUGGUCUGCUGGUUAUAUUGGACAGGCAUAACGGCAUCAAGGCCGCGCUUGAGGCUCCUGACGGAGGAUGGUUACCUCCGUCUGCAUACCGCACAUUCUGCAUUCGACAUGUAGCGGCAAAUUUCGCCCUAACCUUCAAGGGCAAAGACGCAAGGAGGCUACUUGUGAAUGCGGCGUACGCUAAGACCGAGGUCGAGUUCCAUUACUGGUUUGAUAUUCUGAGGGUCUGA